AUGUUAUAUAAAUAUUCGUUAUUUAAUGAUUUUGCCAAAUUUUUAACAAAAAAUAACAAAAUAAUGGUGAUUAAACAAAAUAAGGGAUAUCAUAAUGCCGCUAGUAAGAAUAACAGAUUUUUAAAAAAUAUAGUAAAUGAUGGAAUUAACAAAAAAGGAAAACAAAGAAAUAUAUCUACAUCCAAAGUAAACAAUGGAAAUAGAAUGAAUAUGAUAUUAUAUAAAAAACAUGGUCAACAUCUUUUAAAAAAUCCAGGCAUAUUAGAUAAAAUAAUAAUGGCAGCAAAAAUAAAAAGUUCAGAUAUUGUAUUAGAAAUUGGAUGUGGUACUGGGAAUUUAACUGUUAAAUUACUACCAUUAUCCAAAAAAGUAAUAACAAUAGAUAUAGAUGCACGAAUGAUUAGUGAAGUUAAAAAACGAUGUCUAUAUGAAGGAUAUAAUAAUUUAGAAGUUUAUGAAGGAGAUGCAAUUAAAACAAUUUUCCCAAAAUUUGAUGUAUGUACUGCUAAUAUACCAUAUAAAAUAUCAAGCCCCCUUAUAUUUAAAUUAAUAGCUCAUAGACCUUUAUUUAAAUGUGCAGUUUUAAUGUUUCAAAAAGAAUUUGCGGAAAGAAUGUUAGCAAAUGUUGGUGAUAAUAAUUAUAGUAGAUUAACAGUUAAUGUAAAACUCUUUUGUAGAGUUAUAAAAGUUUGUAAUGUAGAUAGAAGUAGCUUUAAUCCUCCUCCAAAAGUUGAUAGUAUUGUUUUAAAACUUAUACCAAAAGAAAAUAAUUCCAUGAUAAAUUUUGAUGAAUGGGAUAACUUACUAAGAAUAUGUUUUAGUAGAAAAAGAAAAACCCUUCAUGCUAUUUUUAAAAGAAAUGCAGUGUUAAAUAUGUUAGAACAUAAUUAUAAAAAUUAUUGUACAUUUAAUAAAAUUAUCCCAAUUAAUUAUAGUUUUAAAACUUUUUGUCUCGACACUUUAAAAGAUUUAGAAAUGGAAGAACAAAGAAGUAUUAAUUUAGAUGAAAACGAUUUUUUAAAAUUAUUACUAGAGUUUAAUAAAAAAGGUAUUCGUUUUUUUAACAUAGCCAAUACUAAGGGGGUCAAUUCGGCAAAUGUAUUUUUAGAUGAUGAAGAUGAUGAACAGGACAAUCACCUGAAUGGUCAGAAAAAAAAGCGAAAAAAAAACAAAAAUAAAAAAAUAAAUGAAAAUGAAAACGAAAAUGAAAAUUUUAGUGACGAUGACCAAACUGAUAAUGAGGAAAGUGACUCUACCUCGAAUUGA
Plasmodium berghei ANKA is the source of this 1266-nucleotide messenger RNA. RefSeq names its product ribosomal RNA small subunit methyltransferase A1, putative. Gene Ontology annotation, biological process: rRNA methylation. Gene Ontology annotation, cellular component: mitochondrial matrix. Gene Ontology annotation, molecular function: rRNA (adenine-N6,N6-)-dimethyltransferase activity. The coding region runs from base 1 to 1266 and encodes 421 amino acids. The record is from RefSeq and is a predicted model, not a curated record. Lineage: Eukaryota; Apicomplexa; Aconoidasida; Haemosporida; Plasmodiidae. The transcript has a single exon.